Molecule: messenger RNA, 1989 nt
Organism: Procambarus clarkii (red swamp crayfish)
Lineage: Eukaryota; Metazoa; Arthropoda; Malacostraca; Decapoda; Cambaridae
Product: ataxin-2 homolog
Source: RefSeq, a predicted model, not a curated record
UCCCACCAGUACACACACGUCCGCUGUCAUGGAGUUCCUGGUGGUUGUUUUGGCCGUGAUGGGGUUGUGUGGGGCCGCCCCCCACCCACAAGUCAACGUCAACCCCCUCCAUAAGCAUCCUACGCAGCGGUUUCACAGCCUUGUUCCACAGCCGCCACACAGCCUAGCCUCACAGCAGGCAUUUAACCCAGGCAUACAUCAGCAGUCGUUUAGUCAUGCACCACAGCAGUCAUUCAAGGAGUUCCCACAGCAGUCAUUCAAAGAUUUCCCACAGCAGUCAUUCAAGGAGUUCCCACAGCAGUCAUUCAGUCAUGCCCCACAGCAGUCAUUCAUUGAUGCCCCACAGCAGUCUUUCAAGGAUUUCCCACAGCAGUCAUUCAGUCAUGUUCCACAGCAGUCAUUCAAGGACUUCCCACAGCAGUCAUUCAAGGACUUCCCACAGCAGUCUUUCAGUCAAGCACCGCAGAAGUCUUUCAAGGAUUUCCCACAGCAGUCAUUCAACAACUUCCCACAGCAGUCAUUCAAGGAUUUCCCACAGCAAUCGUUCAGUCAUGCCCCACAGCAGAUACAGAAACCUGUCUCUCAGUUGGCAUUCAACACUGCCCCACAGCACUCAUUCCAGCCUGCCUCGAAGCACCCGUUUAAUCCGGCAGCACAGACGCAUGACUUCGUCUCACAGAAAGACUUCAAGCCUGCGUCACAGAAGUCGAGCACAGCCCUCACUGACCCCGUCCAUCCCAAGUGGACAGGCCCCGUGGCUGCCACCGUACCCGCUGGGGUUGACGGCCCCGUCAUCCCUGUAUCCGAUACGAUUGAGGUCGCUGCCGCUAAAGCUGAAUUUUUCAAGGCCUACCAGGCGGAACUAGCAGCAAUAGCGGCAGCUAAAGCCCAUCAGAAACCAGCUGCAGAAGGUACGGCAAUACAUUCCCACAGUGAUCCUGUAUACAACCCAGGCACGCCAGUCCACAGCAGCAAGGGCAACCAGUUCACCUUCAGCACAAUCCACGCCGCAGCCGCCCCUCAGCACGGUAAAAUCCACGGCGUCCCCUCUGUGAGCCAUGGCUUCCACGGCGCCCCUAGUCAAUCUCACGACAGGCCGGAGGUGCAUGCCGUCGGGACGCAGUUCUUCCACGAUAGACAGGCAGGAGCUGCACAAACGGCUCCAGGCGACUAUAUUAUCUACCACUGAACGGUCGACUCUAUUACUUGUUAGUGAAGCUCUUCACUAACCUCACUACGAUGGCUACCCCGUGAUUCCCACCUCAACAGCCAUUGGCCCAAAUGGGACAGUAUCCAUCAAUCUAUUUCUUAACUCGAACGAGGAUAUUGUAAUACCGUGUUUGUGUGUGUUUCAGGGCAAACAUGUCCUUCCGCAACUUUAACUCCUUUGAAAACAGACGAAUUUCAGUGCCAUUAGAAAAAAAAGAUCUUAAAUAUAUUAUAUUAUACCAGUUUCUGAUUAUAUGAUUAUAUAAAACAAGGGUUUGUAUUCUAUUACUAUACUUUUGUAUAUAACUGUGAUCACUAUCAAAGAGUCUAGCAAAUCCGUGUGAAUCCACACAGCUAAACAUCUAAAUACAAUUGUUUAUGAGUAGUAAGUGUUAUCUUCUGUUUCCUUAUAGCUCCAAAGUAUAGAAAACGGCAAUCAAUCCCCCCAUAAACUUUGCUUUGACCUUUCUCUAAGAUAACUUCGAGAAGUCGUCCUGAAGGAACCUGUAGGUUGCCGACUCCUUAUAGCUGUGACACGUUGUUUCAGAAGUCACCAGCCUUCAGGUAUACCUUCAAGACAUCUUAAGCUGUCUAAGACUAAGUUCAAAGCAAAGUCUCAGGACAAUAAUAACCAUUUUCUAUAUUCUUUAGAGGCAUAAACAAUCGGGGACUAACGCAUACUUCCCAGAAAAAUUUGUGACACAGUUUUAUCAACGAAAUGUAUUAUAAGAAAUGUUAUACAAUAUUUAUUAGUGUAUAUACAAUAAAGCAAUGUAUUUG